AUAUAUCAAGUAAACGUCCCCAUAAAAUAAGUGAAUUCAUAUAUAAAAAAGUAAACAAUACAGUAAUUAUUUAUAUAGAAACCGAAAGUACAAAAUGCAAACCAGUUGACUGUAAAGUCGGAUUUGUUUAAAAUUGUACAUCAGUGGGCAUUUUUUAUUAAAAAGUGUUGUUAGACAUAUUUUAAACCAUAAUUGUACCGAAACACCUAAUGUUCCUUUGUAUGUUAAAUAUAUACAUUCGUUUUACAUUACACUAUGGUUCUGUUUACAUGUAGAACGACUUUCAAUCCGAUAGCCGAGGACGUUCCGAUUGUGUUUAAAACAGCUAUCGAUUUACAAAUGAAAAUUAAAUUUUGAUUUAUAAAGCAUCUUAGGAUUAUAAUGGCUGGAAUUCAAGAGGGAAACGUGGUGCCUCAGAAUGAGAGAUUGUUUGAAUCGAGGAGUAAUCCACAGAUUCCGAACAAUGUUGGAGGUUUUGUAUACAAACUUGAUGACAAAAAGCGUUUACGCAGAUUUCUUAUCAUUGGGUCUGAUCGCACAUGUUACGCUAUGAAAAAGGAGCUAGAAAUUGAAAACAAAAACACGAUUAAAAGACUGAUACGAGAAAAUAACGGGGCGGAAGUUGUCAAAACAAUCAAGGAUAUCAGCAAAAGUAGGCGAAAUGUACGUCAAGAUGCUCUCUUGUUCGCAUUCGCCGUUUGUGCGAGGUCAAACGACACGAGUACUAAACGUGCAGCAUAUGCAGCACUGUCUGAUGUCUGUCGAAUACCAACACAUCUUUUUAUGUUUAUUAACUACUGCGAGGAAGUGAGCAGCGAGGAACCGUCAGACACUACAGAAGAAAGAGAAGCCGGAACCACCGGAUGGGGAAGGGCACAUAAGCGAGCAAUACAAUCCUGGUAUACAAAGUUUGAGCAGAAUCCUGAAAUACUAACUCGCCUUAUAAGAAAAUACGGUAAAGGCUACAAAUGGAAACAUAAAGAUGUCAUUAGGUUGUGCCAUGCAAAAACGGAUGAUAAUGUUAUGAAGUUCAUAUUCAGCUACAUUAUCAAAGGGUACCAGAAAUCUAUGACAGAGUUUAGGCAAAUCUUUUCCGAAGCCUCAAAUGAAGAAAAAGCUAAGCUGACAAAUAUACGCGAUUUGAUAAAAGUUUAUGAUGAUGCCUCUCGGUGUCAAAAUGUUCAACAACUCUGCCAUAUGAUUAGAGAGCAUAAACUUGCAUGGGAGCACUGCAACCAAACGCACAUUAAAAACAGAGAUGUAUGGCAUAGUCUCCUUCCUCAAUAUGCCUAUAAAGAGGCUUUUAGACAUAGUGAAAGACGUGACAGUCAAUGGACACCGAAUCAAAAGGUAGUAGACGCAUUAGAAGAGGCAUUUUACAAAGCGUAUUCUGUUAUUGAAAGAACCAAUAAAACAUUCUACUUAGCAGUCAAUACCAGUGUUUCAACAAAGACUUGUAUGUAUGAUAGUAGUAUAACACAUUCGAUGGCUGCUGCUGCAAUGCUGAUGUUGUUUGCAAGAACGGAGGAUAACUGUAUUAUAAAAUCAUUUGGUGGUGAAAGGGUUGAAGACCUUGGUAUUUUGGAACGGACAAGUUUGAACACUGGAACAAAAAAUUAA
Molecule: messenger RNA, 1620 nt
Organism: Ruditapes philippinarum (Manila clam)
Lineage: Eukaryota; Metazoa; Mollusca; Bivalvia; Venerida; Veneridae
Product: RNA-binding protein RO60-like
Exons: 8
Coding region: 382-1620 (412 amino acids)
Cellular component (GO): ribonucleoprotein complex
Molecular function (GO): RNA binding
Source: RefSeq, a predicted model, not a curated record